GCUUCAAUUAGGCUUCAUUUGCAGCACCUGUGACACACACACGCCCGAAAGGAAACUUUCGACCUUCACCGUUUUUUCCGCUUUUAUUCGGAAAGCCGUGAAGUGCUGUAUGUGUAUUGUUUUUUAUUUAUUAUUUCUUGAAGAUGCAGAAAGCCUUGAAGAAGUAUUUUGUAAACAUGGACGAGUAUCUGGCCAGCAUCGGGCUUUACCGAAAAAUGAUGGCCAGAGACGCUUCCUGUCUGUUUCGAGCUGUUUCUGAGCAGCUUUAUUACUCCCAGAAUUACCAUCAAAGGAUAAGGAAAGAGUGUGUCAACUUCAUUAAGGCAAACAGAUGCAACUUUGAGCCUUUUGUUCAAGGAUCUUUUGAGAAGUAUUUGGAACGUUUGGAAGAUCCCCAGGAAACCACAGGUCAAGUGGAAAUAAAAGCACUGUCUUUACUGUACAGGCGGUGCUUUGUCAUUUACAGGUAUCCAGGUAAGCCGCCAACUGAGAUUGCAGAGGAGGACAACUUGCCUAAGAUUUUGCUGUGUUGCUCAAACAACGGCCACUAUGACAUUGUUUACCCCAAGACCUAUCCAGUGGAUGCUGCAAUGUGUCAGGCGAUUUUGUAUGAGUUGUUGUACACUCGUGUUCUGGGAGUUGAGGAAGAAGAGCUGCAGAUGGCGCUGGAGGGAUUCAAAGGAGGAGGACGACGAUACCGAAACAGCCAGUCUAUGUGCAGUGAUGACGCAGGAUAUGAUAUCCCAGAAGACCGCCUUCAGAGAGAAGAAUGGGAGUCGAGUGGUCUCAGCCGCUCGGAAGACAAAACCAAAGCUGGAGCUGAGGACCAGAAGGCCACAGAAGGGUCAGGAAAACUGGCUCUGCCGUACAAGGUACUUAAGGCCUUAGAGCCAGAGCUGUACCGCAACGUGGAGUUUGACGUGUGGCAAGACAGCCGCAAAGAGCUACAGAAGACUGAUUACAUGGUGUUUGCUGGCAGACAGUAUUUUUUAGGAGAUAAGUGUCAGGUCCGCUUGGAUCCAAAAGGGAAGUACUACAAUGCCUUCAUUCAAGAAGUAGGGACUCAGACCACUGCGGUGACUGUGUUCAUUGAGGAACUUGGGGAAAAACACCUGGUUCCUUUGACCAAUCUGAAGCCAGUGAAUCCUGUGCCAGCCUGGAACAUCACACCAAGCAGAAAAGGAAAUUCAUACAACCAUCCAGAACAGUACCCUGGAGAAAUAGACCCAGAGCUACGCGGACGGCGACGGUACUUCAGGAAACCUCGUGGGGUACACGGUCCCGCUCCACCUCCUGCAGGUCUGGCCUAUGAACACUACCGACCCCACCAUCCACCUAGACCACCACGUGGCUACGCCCCACCCAGUUCGACCCGAUUCCUGAACCGGCACCAUCUUAUUGGACCAGACCUAGCCUAUUAUCCAAGUCCCAGCAAGCGCUGCUACCAGAGUUUUGAUAACUACUCAUUCAGGUCCCGGAGUCGGCGGCGGCAAAUGCACUCUCUGAAUAAAGAGUUUCUGAGCUGUGUUCCUGAGCCAGGAGAAGAAACCCAAGACAUAGAGGGAAGUAUCACCUUCUAUGAAAUUGAGGAGACUGAUGAGAGUGCCUUCUCGCCAAUAUCAGGUCAAGCAGUCUCUAGCCCCAUGGUUCCAGGGGCCACUGCUUACUGGGUGCCAAGAGUUCCCAGUCCAAUUCCUCCCUCAGGCAAACAGCCCAUGACAUCAUCAGAGGAGGACCCUGAUGAGAGGAGUAAUGCUGGCGACCAAGGUGAAUACUCUGAGGAGUACAUCUACUCUGCUGCAGAGGCAGGAUAUCAGAGUCCAUCGGUGUAUGCUGCUGCAGCAGAGUCUACCACCAAUCUGACCAUUCAGGAGGGAGGUUCCCGUGCCGGGUCCCCACAAGAGGGUGUCGCCACCUACAGUUACUCUCAACAGGUGGUUGUGAAGUCAUCUGUCCUCUCCUCUUCUCAACCAAUCAACUCUGCUCCGGCUGCAAUCUUCACAUCAAACUCCUCCUCUUCAUCCACUGGGAGCUCCCAGACGCCACCGAACCCACUGCAGCCCAACAACAUUUUAACACCUGGACAGCCACCACCCCAGAAUGUUUUGGGCAGGCCUGUUCCGUGGUUUGUCAAUGAGUUGGGAGAACCAGUCGCCAUGGCGCCGCCUCCACCCUACUCCUAUGACCCCAAUGGCAGUGACCUUCCAAGAGAUUGCAAAGUGCUCCAGUACUACUAUAAUUUGGGGGUUCAGUGGUAUCAGCAGAGUUACUGGAACUCUAUGGUGCAAAUGCAGCAGGUGUAUCCACAGCAGGUCGCAGAGGCUCAGUUCCAGCCGUACCAGAGCACCAUUCCCACUGCUGACCACACAGUUCCCCAGGCCUACCAUGAUCCUGGCCGCAUGUGCCCACAUCCACAAGGAGAUGUGGCCAGCAAUGGCACCCCUCUUGCCAUGGAGAGCCCUUCAGCGGUGGUCCCUGGGACGGUGUACUACCCCCUUGUGCAGGAGCAGUGCGGUCAGCAGCCCCUUCACCCCUCCUAUGAUCCCUACAUGCCUGUGCUCUCCACAACGUACCACUACCUCACACCCUGGCCUCCCGGUGCCGGCCCACACCCCCGCAUCCACCAUGCCACAUACUGCCCCUCGUCCUCUCACCCCCCAGUCAACUACAUCACCCACCCCACCCACCUGCCACACUCACAGUUUGUCUAAGUCUUGUUUACCACCAGAAAUGUUCCUGUUUAUGUUCAGUUGUUAGUUCUGUAUUGUUUUCACAGACGAAUGGUUAUUCAGAGAUCCUGCAGUGUUACUUAGCACUUAAACUGAAAGGCAGGACAGAGUAUGUGUGCUUUACCACCUCGCACAUUUGCCCCCCAAUCAACAUCACUCCAAUUUAAUAAGCAUAUAUUGGAUUUUUUUCCCCUAAUAAUUUGAGGAUUUUAAAAGGUGACAUGAUUCUAAAUGUAAUUAGAGUUCCCUUCUCAUUUCCUUUUACAAAUGUUGCACACUUCCAGAGUGUAGUCCUUUAGCAACACACCAGGAGUUCAAGCCUUAGGAAACCAUUGUCUGUUGUUUUUCUGUCAAAAAAAAAUCACUUAUAAUAGCUGCACAAAUAAAAAAUUAACCAAAUCAAGUUGUUUC
Messenger RNA from Carassius carassius (crucian carp), 3140 nucleotides. RefSeq names its product putative bifunctional UDP-N-acetylglucosamine transferase and deubiquitinase ALG13. Gene Ontology annotation, molecular function: cysteine-type deubiquitinase activity. The coding region runs from base 144 to 2711 and encodes 855 amino acids. Gene Ontology annotation, biological process: protein deubiquitination. The transcript has 25 exons. NCBI's taxonomy places the organism in Eukaryota, Metazoa, Chordata, Actinopteri, Cypriniformes, Cyprinidae. The record is from RefSeq and is a predicted model, not a curated record.